Funneliformis caledonium is the source of this 150-nucleotide messenger RNA. The record is from the annotation of a GenBank genome assembly. NCBI's taxonomy places the organism in Eukaryota, Fungi, Glomeromycota, Glomeromycetes, Glomerales, Glomeraceae.
UUACAGCUUUUAGAAGCUGAAUUUGAAGAUGACGAAGCUUCUUCAAGUGAAGAAGAAGACAAUAUAAUUUUACAAACUGUUUUAAUACAAAGGUUAAACACACGAUAUUUUAAACCCUGGAUAUAUCAUGUAACAAAAUCAAAAGACUGA